AUCAGCCAAUAGUGCAGAGGGUGGACCAUAUGCCCUAUGAAUCUUCUAGGACUAAAGAGUUUUUAAGUAGUGCCUUCAUAGCUGCCAUAAUGUCCGAGUAUGUACUUGAGUCACUCGAAAAGACGUUGGAAACACAUAUUCCUGAUGCGGAACUGAGAGAAAUUAAACACAUUUUAUACGGAAAAGAACUGAAGAAAUUGACACUACCCCAGGCAGCACUGGAUGCCACAUUGGAAAAGGAUUUUGUUCUGCAGGGUUAUGUCUUUGAGGCAGCACCAGAGCAGCUCAGGGCACCUAGAGUUGUGCGGGUGGGACUCAUUCAGAACAAGAUCAUUCUUCCAACUGAUGCUCCUGUACUUGACCAAAUUACAGCUCUACACAAGAGAGUGGGUGAGAUAGUGGAGGUCGCUGCUAUUUGUGGUGUUAAUAUUGUCUGCUUCCAGGAAGCCUGGACAAUGCCUUUUGCCUUCUGCACCAGAGAGAGGGAGCCAUGGACAGAGUUUGCAGAGUCUGCUGAAGAUGGUUUUACCACUCACUUCUGCCAAGAGUUGGCAAAAAAAUACAACAUGGUGAUAGUGUCACCCAUUCUGGAGAGGGAUGAGAUCCAUGGUGGAACAUUGUGGAACACGGCAGUUGUUGUUUCAAAUACAGGGACUGUCCUUGGAAAAACCCGGAAAAACCAUAUUCCACGUGUGGGAGAUUUCAACGAGUCUACAUACUAUAUGGAGGGCAACACUGACCACAGAGUCUUUCAGACACAGUUUGGAAAGAUAGCUGUGAAUAUCUGUUAUGGCCGCCACCACCCACUUAACUGGUUAAUGUAUGGCAUGCAUGGAGCUGAGAUUAUCUUCAACCCCUCAGCUACAAUAGGAGCUCUCAGUGAACCCCUGUGGUCAAUUGAAGCAAGAAAUGCUGCCAUUGCUAAUCACUGCUUUACUUGUGCCAUCAACAGAGUGGGCACGGAAUAUUUCAAGAAUGAAUUCACAUCUGGAGAUGGGAAAAAAGCCCAUCAUGAUUUUGGUCACUUUUAUGGCUCCAGCUAUUUUGCUGCCCCUGAUGGGAGUCGGUCACCAGGUCUAUCCAGAACCCAAGAUGGGUUACUGAUAGCAGAACUAGACUUGAACCUAAACCGACAAAUUGCAGACAAGUGGAAUUUUAAGAUGACAGGAAGAUAUGAAUUGUAUGCUAAGGAGCUUACAAAGGUUGUCCAGCAUGACUUCAAGCCUAAUAUUGUCAAGGAGUAGAUCCUUCUACUUUCUCCCAUUGAAAACAAAGCUUUACCUUUUUUUGUGCCUAAAUCCUAUGGAGGAUAUUUUCAUUUAAGCCAGAAUAAUACAUUUUAUGCAUUUUCACUUGUUAUGCCAUUGUCGGCUGCUGAAGAGCUAUACAAAUAUUAAAUAUCUAUUUGGAUACACAGUCCCCAGAUAGCAUGGUCACACUGAAACAAUGUUGAGUCAGUGUUGAUGCGUCAACAACAAUUACAUUGAAUUAACAGCACCCUCAGUUAAUGUUGAAGCAAUACUGAUAUUUUAACCACAAAUCAAUGGUAAUAAUAUUGAUUAAACAUUACAAAGUGAUAUUAUUUCAACACGUCUUUGGCACUGUUGAUAUAAUGUUGAGAUUUCAGCCACAAAUCAACAGCAAUAGCAUUGAUUCAACAUUACAGUGAUAUUUUUUCUACAUCACUUUUGCACCCUCAGUUAAUAUUGAAAUAAUGUUGAGAUUUCAAUCAUAAAUGAAUGGUAAUAGCAUUGAUUCAACAUUACAAAAUGAUAUUUUUUCAACAUCACUUUUGCACCCUCAGUUACUGUUGAAAUAAUGUUGAAAUUUAGAAUGAAUCUAUAUUAUAUACUACACUAUUAAAUAAACAUUGCAAAGCUA
Molecule: messenger RNA, 1881 nt
Organism: Tachysurus vachellii
Lineage: Eukaryota; Metazoa; Chordata; Actinopteri; Siluriformes; Bagridae
Gene: upb1
Product: ureidopropionase, beta
Exons: 10
Coding region: 30-1244 (404 amino acids)
Molecular function (GO): beta-ureidopropionase activity
Source: RefSeq, a predicted model, not a curated record